AUGUCAAAAGUGCAAGCUGGAGCGAUCGUGCCUGUACAUCGGGACUCGCGUACUUUGGAGCAACGACGACGCGAUUUCGUGACAGAUUUAGAACGCGAUUAUGGUGACCCGAGUCGAUGGUCUCUGGCCCCAUCGAGCAUGUUCAAUCGGGAUUGGUUUCAGGAAAUCAACCGUUGGAUUGCGAAUAUUCAUCAACGCUGGAAUGAUGACAUCCGACGAAUGCAUGGGGAUUUGUUAUCUCUAGUGCCAUCGUACGAUUGGGAACCGUUUCGCCUCGGUGGAUUUGAUCACGUUGGAUCGAUUCUGGCUCGUAUGGAUCGAGAAAUGCAAAUGUUACGAAAUGAAAUGUUCUCCAAUAUGCACGGGACGGGUGAUGACCACAGAACAUUUGGCGGUCUUCUCGAUUUCCUAAACAAUGCCUACGAACCUGGAGAAGACGGACGUCUUCAUUUCAAAGUCAGAUUUGAUGUUCGGGGAUACAAUCCGGAAGAUAUUCGGGUCACCACGGGACCUCGACAAUUGACUGUACAGGCAAAACGCAGCGAACGGACUAGUAAUUCGGCCAGCAGGAGUGAAUUCUGUCGUAGUAUCUACUUGCCCGAGUCAGUCGAGGAUGACAAAUUCAAAUGUUUUUUGAGUGAUGUAAGUCCCGGGGAGAGUAUUUCAUGUACACUGGUUUCGUUUUGUUUUAUACUUAAAUCGUAUUUUUGUUGCAUGUUUAUCUGUCAAUCAGCAAUUGCACAAUCAAUUGUGUAG
Echinostoma caproni is the source of this 756-nucleotide messenger RNA. The record is from the annotation of a GenBank genome assembly. NCBI's taxonomy places the organism in Eukaryota, Metazoa, Platyhelminthes, Trematoda, Plagiorchiida, Echinostomatidae.